Molecule: messenger RNA, 2097 nt
Organism: Nerophis ophidion (straightnose pipefish)
Lineage: Eukaryota; Metazoa; Chordata; Actinopteri; Syngnathiformes; Syngnathidae
Gene: atic
Product: 5-aminoimidazole-4-carboxamide ribonucleotide formyltransferase/IMP cyclohydrolase
Exons: 15
Coding region: 154-1932 (592 amino acids)
Biological process (GO): 'de novo' IMP biosynthetic process
Cellular component (GO): cytosol
Molecular function (GO): IMP cyclohydrolase activity; phosphoribosylaminoimidazolecarboxamide formyltransferase activity
Source: RefSeq, a predicted model, not a curated record
GGGCGGGCCGACGGCGCGGGGCGGGGCUUAGCGAGCACAUGAAGAAGAAGCGUUGAAAAGUGGAGGAUUCGAGUCAGUUUGUCACAAUUAUCUCCUUGCUCGCUCCUCUAACCUUCCACUUUACUUCUCCAAGACGACAUUGUUCCUGCCAACAUGGCCUCUGCAGAACUCGCUCUGCUCAGCGUGUCAGACAAAAGUGGGCUGCUGGAGUUUGCCCAGAAGCUGCUGGGCGUUGGUUUGAGUCUCGUAGCUUCAGGAGGGACCGCCAAAGUUCUGCGUGAUGCUGGACUGGCUGUCAGAGACGUGUCAGAGUUGACCGGACACCCAGAGAUGCUGGGAGGCCGCGUGAAGACGCUCCAUCCUGCCGUCCAUGGAGGCAUCCUGGCUAGGAAGACCUCCGGCGACGCCGCAGACAUGAGCAAGCUGGGCUACAACCUGGUCAGGGUGGUUGUGUGCAACCUCUACCCUUUUGUCAAGACAGUCUCCAAGCCAGAUGUGCAAGUGGAAGAUGCUGUGGAGCAGAUUGACAUCGGUGGUGUAACUUUGCUGAGGGCUGCAGCUAAGAAUCACGCACGGGUCACGGUGGUGUGUGACCCCGCUGAUUAUUCCCUGGUCACCAAGGAGAUGGAGUCCUCAGGAGACCAGGAUACCAGCCUGGGCACACGCAGGACUCUGGCUCUCAAAGCGUUCACCCACACAGCCCAGUACGACCAGGCCAUAGCGCACUUCUUCCGUGGUCAGUAUGGCCGAGGCCUUGUACAGCUGCCCCUGCGCUACGGCAUGAACCCUCACCAGGCACCAGCCCAGAUCUACACUCUGGGCUCCGGACUCCCUCUUACAGUGGUCAACGGGUCUCCUGGUUUCAUCAACCUUUGUGACGCCCUGAACGCCUGGCAGUUGGUCAGAGAGCUUAAGAGCGCCCUCAACAUGGCCGCCGCCGCUUCCUUUAAGCACGUGAGCCCCGCUGGAGCUGCAGUGGGAGUUCCUCUGACCGAAGAGCAGGCCAAGGUGUGCAUGGUGCAGGACAUGCUGGCAGACCUCAGCCCGCUGGCCACCGCCUACGCCCGAGCAAGGGGUUCCGACAGGAUGUCGUCUUUCGGCGACUUCAUCGCUUUGUCCGACGUGUGCGACGUUCCCACCGCCAAGAUCAUAGCAAGAGAGGUGUCUGACGGCAUCAUCGCACCUGGCUACGAGCAGGAGGCCCUCGCAAUUCUCUCCAAAAAGAAAAAUGGAAACUACUGCGUGCUUCAGAUGGACCCUAAAUACGAGCCUGAGGACACAGAAGUGCGAGUCUUGUUUGGCCUUUACCUCCAACAAAAGAGGAACAGCGGCAUCAUCAAUAAGGACUUCUUCACUAAUGUUGUCUCCGAGGGCAGCCAGCUGUCUGAGGCCGCCCUGCGAGAUCUGACUGUGGCCACCAUUGCUGUCAAAUACACUCAGUCCAACUCUGUCUGCUACGCCAAAGACGGGCAGGUGAUCGGGGUGGGUGCGGGCCAGCAGUCACGUAUCCACUGCACCCGCCUGGCAGGUGACAAGGCAGACAACUGGUGGCUCAGACAUCAUCCUGGCGUGCUCAACUUCAAGUUCUGCAGCGGCGUCAAGCGAGCGGAGAUGGCAAACGCCAUCGAUCAGUUUGUCAGCGACACCAUUGGCCAGGGUCCAGACUUGGAGGUCUGGAAGUCAAAGUUCCAGCAAGUUCCUGACUUUCUGUCUGAGACUGAGAAGAAGAAGUGGAUGACUUGCAUGCAGGAUGUUUCUGUCAGCUCUGAUGCCUUCUUCCCCUUCAGAGACAACAUCGACCGAGCCAAGCAGAGUGGUGUGCGUUACAUCGCAGCUCCGUCAGGUUCUGCUGCAGACCAGCUGGUGAUCGACGCCUGCAAUGAGCAAGGCAUCACUCUGGUGCACACCAACAUGCGACUCUUCCAUCACUAAGUAGUCGCCAUACGUCUCCCAUCACCAAGUUAACUUUAGUCUCUGAUCACCAAGUUAACUUUAGUCUCUCAUCACUUAGCCAACGCUCCAACAGUCACUUCUGUAACUGAAGGUUGAACACAAGUUAACAAUCUUCUGUUGAGUGAAAUAAACUACUGACGUUAA